CAGUCUUGAUUUGACUUGCAGCUAAGCUGGAAUUAAAAUCGUCAUGGCAUUGUUAGCCCGUUUCACGGGAUUAUCUCUAGCUCUGCUGAUAAUGCUGCGAAAUGCGCAACCAAUGCAGGCCCAGGCACACUGGGAAAAUCCACACUGGUCACAUGGCCAAGCGGGUUACGAUCAUGGCGGCUGGGGAUAUAGCGGACCCAUGGAGCGUAGACCAGCCGGCUGGCAGCAGCCCCGCUUUGAUCGACCUUAUGCAAAUGCAGGCUUUGAUAGUCAUUGGCAGCCCCAACAUGGACCUGGAUUUGUGCAGCUACCGCGACAUGGUCAUUUCCAUGAUCAUGAGUGGCCACAUCAUGGGCAGUUUUAUCCACAUGGCAGGCACAUGGAUCCAGGUUCGUUUCCAGGACAAGGAGAGGCUCCACUACAGCCACGUCCGUUUCCAGAACAAGAAGAGCAAGCCCCUGCCAAUCCACUACAGCCGCGUCCUAUUCCAAGCCCAACGGAGAGCACCGAUGCUCAGCAGCAGCCUACGACAGACUAUGUCUAUCCAAAUCCUACGCGACCAUCGACUCCAGUUGAAGAUCAACUUGUGUUUAGCCGUCGCUUGCAGCCAAGACCAGAACCUGAAGUAAUGGAUUACUCAAAGUUCAAUUUUCCACAUCCUGAUGCAACAAAUCCUCAAAUCCUAGACACCAAAGUAGAAGAUCCCACAGCUAUACAGCCACGCCCAAUUCAGGAGCAGCCUGCUGGUCAUCUGGAAGAUUAUACCAUACAGCCACGGCCAGCUGCUGGUAAUGUGCAGCGAAUCAAUGACGCCAUUGCCUCCAUAUUCAGUGACAAGGAGUACUUGUCACCUCAGGUGGUGAGCAGCAGUGAUCCCAAGGCUCAGGCUGGAGGAGGGGCUCAGAUCGAAUACAUCGGGACGCGCAAUCUGUUCGAGACAUCUCCAGUUUGUGCAGAGGGUACGGAGCUGAAAGCAGGUCAUUGUCGCUAUAAGGCUUAAGUUGCAGACUAUUGUAACUGCAAUUGGACUUAUUAUAAACAAAAUUAUUGGUAUUUUAUACAUUGGAAUAAACAACAAAAACUUUAUAACAAUCCUGCAGCUA
Messenger RNA from Drosophila busckii, 1103 nucleotides. RefSeq lists its product as uncharacterized. The transcript is spliced from 2 exons. The record is from RefSeq and is a predicted model, not a curated record. The coding region runs from base 44 to 1000 and encodes 318 amino acids. NCBI's taxonomy places the organism in Eukaryota, Metazoa, Arthropoda, Insecta, Diptera, Drosophilidae.